Messenger RNA from Oldenlandia corymbosa var. corymbosa, 1232 nucleotides. The record is from the annotation of a GenBank genome assembly. NCBI's taxonomy places the organism in Eukaryota, Viridiplantae, Streptophyta, Magnoliopsida, Gentianales, Rubiaceae.
GACAUAUUGUGAAUUUCUUUGGCCUAAAAACCAUUGUCCCCACCGAUCACACUCAGACUACCUUCCAGGCUUUCACCCCAAAUCCAACUCCGACACUUUGGACCACCGUCAAAAUCCCAUCAUAGACUUCUCCGAACUUCAUCAUUCCGCCCUUGAAGCCUUUUCUAGUCCCUUUUUCGGCUUUGACUGACACCAACUUUUCUGUCGCCUAAUCCCAUUGUAUAUUUAGCUCAGUUUAGUCAGCAGUCAUCACUUUUGGUUUUCAAAUAAUUGUGACUCAACUGUUAGUUUCAUUCUUUUUGAGCCCAUGUUCUUGUACUUAUUGAAGACCCAAUACCAAUUCAGGAUUGAUUAGUCUGUUGGAACAAGGGAAGCAUAUUGAUCUAAUGGAGAUUUCAAGAGGGCAUAUUAAUUAUCAGCAAUCUCCCUCCUUUGCUGCAUCUAUGAGAGAUGUCACUUACAGUUGUGGCUCUUGUGGAUACGAGUUGAACUUGAGCUCGUCCAGUCGCAAUACUGCCACAAUUGGUUCAAAGUACGGGAAAUCCAUAAAAAAAGGUAUAAUCUCAUUCUUCUACAUUGACGAAACGAGAUUCAAUCAGGUGGAAGAGUUCAAAUGUGUGCCCUACUUUAUUUCCGAGCACUCUUUUGGUUUGUUCCGCCGGAGAACAAAACUGUUGUGCCGCAAUUGCGGUAAACAUAUCGGAAAUGCUUAUGAUGAUAGAGCCGCUGCGUAUCCUCUUGUGCCAAAUGAAUCGGAUUUUUCUUCCAGUAGUGAAAGCUCUACCGUGAGAAAGUACGAUAUCAGUAUCCGCUGUUUGCAACCAUCCUCAGUUCAAGCUUGCACUCCCCCCAAUUCAUGAUGUCUAUGCCCUUCAUGGGUAUUUUUUGUGUACAUCUGUACAGUGGGAUAACAUCCUCCAAAAUUUCAGUUCUACACAUAAUGCUUGUGAAGAUUAUUGACUUUUCUUUUUUUUUUUUUAAUUUUUUUAUUAUAGGGUUUUCUUUUUUAAUUAAUGCUCAGCAAAAGGAAGUAAUGGAGAUAUGGAGUUUGAGACUGUGAAAAUGGUUUCUUUAGUUUUUCUUUUCCCCCAAGUUUAAAACUUUCGAAGUUAUUGAAUAUUUUGUACACUAUAAAAGACAAUAUCAUUUUUUGUGUAGAUGAUUCACUGUUUCCCCCUUGUAAUUUUCUCAUUAAUCCAUUCGGCUAAUAAAAGUAACUUUCCUUCCCUGCA